This is a messenger RNA of Sinocyclocheilus grahami, 3274 nucleotides long. RefSeq names its product neurofibromin-like. Lineage: Eukaryota; Metazoa; Chordata; Actinopteri; Cypriniformes; Cyprinidae. The record is from RefSeq and is a predicted model, not a curated record. The transcript is spliced from 17 exons. The coding region runs from base 9 to 2384 and encodes 791 amino acids.
UCAUUCGGAUGUGUAAAAUCAUCGACAAGACGUGUCUAUCACCCACACCAACAUUGGAGCAGCACCUGAUGUGGGAUGAUAUCGCUAUCCUGGCCAGGUACAUGCUUAUGCUGUCCUUCAACAACUCUCUGGAUGUUGCCGCCCACCUGCCCUACCUCUUCCAUGUCGUGACCCUGCUGGUGGCCACGGGGCCUCUUUCGCUGCGGGCAUCCACGCAUGGCCUGGUUAUCAACAUCAUCCACUCCCUCUGCACAUGCUCCCAGCUGAGUUUCAGCGAGGAGACCAAGCAGGUGUUGCGUCUAAGUCUGACAGAGUUCUCCCUGCCAAAGUUCUACCUGCUGUUCGGCAUCAGCAAGGUCAAAUCAGCUGCGGUCAUCGCCUUUCGUUCCAGCUACAGGGAUCGUUCGUUUCCUCCGGGCUCCUACGAGAGAGAGACCUUUGCUCUGUCAUCCCUGGAGACGGUCACAGAGGCAUUGCUGGAGAUCAUGGAGGCAUGUAUGAGGGACAUUCCAGGCUGUAAAUGGCUGGACCAGUGGACCGAUCUGGCUCAGAAGUUUGCAUUUCAAUACAAUCCGUCCCUGCAGCCGCGGGCUCUUGUGGUGUUUGGUUGCAUCAGUAAACUGGUCACACACACUCAAAUUAAACAAAUCAUACGGAUCCUGAGCAAGGCCAGCCCUCUCCUCAGCAUCGACCGGGGUUUAGAGAGCUGCCUGAAGGGUCCUGAUAACUAUAACAGCCAGGUGCUGAUCGAAGCUACCGUCAUUGCCCUCACUAAACUACAGCCUCUGCUCAACAAGGACUCACCGAUGCACAAAGCACUAUUCUGGGUUGCUGUGGCUGUGCUGCAGUUGGAUGAGGUGAAUCUGUACUCCGCUGGAACUGCUCUGCUGGAACAGAACCUACACACACUCGAUAGUCUGCGAGUCUUCAAUGACAAGAGUCCUGAGGAGGUUUUCAUGGAGAUUCGUCAGCCUCUGGAAUGGCACUGUAAACAGAUGGACCAUUUUGUUGGUCUCAACUUCAGCUCCAACUUUAAUUUCGCUUUGGUCGGGCACCUGCUGAAAGGGUUUAGACACCCAUCUCCCACCACAGUGGCACGCACCAUCCGGAUCCUGCACAUACUGUUGGCCUUGGUUGGAAAACACCUGAACUGUGAUAAGUUUGAGGUGAACACAGAGAGCGUUGCAUAUCUGGCAGCUCUCCUCCCAGUGUCAGAGGAAGUGCGUAGCCGCUGCAGCCUGAAACACAGGAAGUUGUUGCUCCUCUCUAAUUUUAACAUGGAGAAUGCUCCCAUGGAUACAUACUCCAUACAUCAUGAGGAUCCUAGCUGCAGAACGCUGUGGGAAAGCCAGCUGUGGGCAUCCCCAAAGGCCUCAGAGCGGUACUUGGUGGCCCAGUACCCCAUAGUGGGGCAGAUCAGCCCAAGAACACGCAAAUCCAUGAGCCUGGACAUGGGGCAACCUUCCCAGGUCAACUCCAAGAUGCUUCUAGGUACCAGAAAAAGUUUUGACCACCUGAUAUCAGACAGCAAAGCACCGAAGAGGCCUGAAAUGGAAUCUGGUAUCACAACACCGCCCAAGAUGAGAAGAGUGGCUGAAAACGAAUAUGAAAUUGAAACCCAGAGAAUCUCGCAUCACCACCUCCGGAAGGUCUCGGUGACUGAGUCCAACAUCCUGCUAAAUGAGGAAGUUCUCACAGAUCCCAAAAUCCAGGCGCUACUUCUUACAGUGCUGGCCACUCAGGUGAAAAACACAUCGGAUGAAUUUGAGCAGAGGAUCUUGUAUGAGUUUCUAGCUGAGGCCAGUGUUGUCUUCCCAAAGGUCUUUCCUGUCGUUCACAACCUCUUGGACUCAAAGAUUAAUACUUUGCUGUCGCUGUGUCAGGACCCAAAUCUUCUGAACCCAGUCCAUGGAAUUGUGCAGAGUGUAGUUUAUCAUGAAGAGUCGCCACCUCAGUACCAAACGUCCUACCUGCAGACUUUUGGGUUUAAUGGACUCUGGAGGUUUGCUGGUCCUUUCUCUAAGCAAACUCAGUUCCCAGACUAUGCGGAGCUGAUUGUCAAGUUUCUGGAUGCACUGAUUGACACCUAUCUGCCGGGCAUCGAUGACGAAACGAGCGAGGAGGGUCUGCGCACACCCACCUCUCCAUACCCUCCACCUGUUCAGAGCCAGCUCAGCAUCACUGCCAACCUCAACCUCUCCAAUUCAAUGACCUCACUGGCCACCUCCCAGCAUGCACCAGGAACCGAUAAAGAGAAGGUGGAUCUGUCCCCCACCACGGGUCUGGCAGCCAGCGGACGCACACGCCACGGUUCAGCCAGCCAGGUCCAGAAACAACGCAGCACCGGCAGCUUUAAAAGACCUAGUAUCAAAAAGAUUGUAUGAGACCUACAGCACAGCAGGGUUUAGCCCCUGCUGGACAUCUGACAUACAUUGUGCUGCAUUUUAUGCGGUUUUUGUUCACUCCUGCUAAACCCGCCGUUUACGGUAAUCUGUAGGUUCUCUUGAAACUGUUAAGCCGUGUCUGCCAGGAUCAAAAUAAACUGAACGCCUCUGUUUUUAAACCAGUCACUGUUUUUUACACAGGAUGGGAGAAAGUCCCAUAUUUUUUUAUUUUAUUUUGUUUGUUCACAACAGAACUUUAACUUGUUUUUUUUAUAUAGAUUUGAUGGAAUCACAGACAUUGCCUAAAGGUGGUGUCCUGAGUAUUUUAUUUAAAAGCACUAAUUUCUGUCUUAAAUUUAAAAGAUAAAUGUAUUAACCAAGUGCCAUUUUUUUGUUCAAUUGUAUUUGAUUUGAUUUGCUUAACUAUGUUUACGUUUUGUUUUUGUUUGCAUCUUUUGUGGUUGUUUCUUUGUAUGGAAGGAAUAAUUUAGUUUCCUGGAGAGUCCCCUAAAACAAAAAUGUACAAAAUUAACUGCAGAAAUUAACCUUUAAUAGCCUUUAAAUUGUCUAGUAUAUAAAGUAUUCAUUAUAUUAUAGUAUUAAUAUAGUAAAACAAUAUUUAUAAGUUGCUGGUCCACCCAAACUACGAUCCCUAUCCCAAACCCAACAUACUUUACCUAAAUGCUUUGUGAAUUUCUGAAUUCUGAUUGGCCUGAUCUAUCUGAAAUGUAUUAGCUGUUAUUUGUCAAUCUAUUACAGCUCUUGUGGUGGUUAUGAUCUGUCAGUUUUGGAUUAGAGGGGAGAGAUUGAAGACUGAAUGUAAUUUAGCAUAUAAAAAAGCAGUUUUGCAGGAAAAAAUAAUCAGCUGUCAACUGAAAAAGCAUUCAGAU